ACACAAAGAAACAAUGAAGAAUACUGAAAAUGAACCGUUUCUGCUCUCAUCAGAUCAAUCUCUCAAACCAAGAAGACCCAAGUCUCGGGAAGUAAGCUCCAGGUUUCUCUCGCCAACCUCACCUUCACAUAACAAUGGAACCCCAUCUCCAAACCAAGGUUCCUCAUCACCACGUCGCCCUAAACCCUCCUCUGAUGGUCGAAAGCAUCGGAGCCUUGAUGAUCCUGGAUUCAUUCGAGGCCUUUGGCCUUCUUCGUCGCCUUCACAAUCAUCAAACAACCAAAACAAUCAAGGCACUCUAGCAGAUCAUCUUGGAAAUGCAAGAUUGAAAGAUUUGUUAGACCACAAGAAAGAUGAAAAACCCACGAAGAGUAGCAGUGUGUUUUCACUUGGUAGGCAAAGGAGUACUGGUACUGUGUUUGGUAGGGUUGAAAAUGAUAAAGAGAAAGAGAGCACAAAAGAAAAUCAUAGACCAAUUCUUGGAGGAUCUGCGAGAUACACAGGGAAAUUUCACUUUCCGGGAAAAUCUUCUUCUUCAUCGUCAUCAUCCUCCUCGAAUUCAUCGUCUAAUAACAAUCAUGUUUAUGUUCCUGGAAGAUUAUCUGUUGAUGAAAAUGCCCUUUAUAAAAAUUCGAAAGAAGUUGGUGCAUCUCGGAGAAAUUCGGAUAUAUUUGAGGAUAAUCUCGAGUCAGAAAUAUCCGAGUGUAGUGAUAAACAUUCAGGAAAUGAUCUUUUUUCUCCAACUUUAGGAAGAAGUUCUAGGAAAUCUGGUGUAGAGGUCUCUUCUAAAUAUAUGAAUGAUAUACCAACAAGGCCACGGAGAUGGACAACGGAUGCUAAUGCUCAAACUGCAGUAUCAUUAGAGUCUUCUCCAAAAAUGAAGAAACUUACAAUGAAGAAUGUGAUUAAGAGAGCUAAUUCACUUACGGGGUAUGGGAGUGCCACAUCCCAGUGGGCCUUGUCACCAGGGCGAUCAGGGUCACCGCCGAUGUCAGUGGAAAGCAAGGAAAAGCUGAUGUCCUUUUCAAAUUUGAAACCGCCAUCAAAUCCGUCGAGGACUAAAGGUGUUGAGAAAUUGCUGAAUAUGGGUCUGGACUUGUUUAAGGGUAAGAAAUCUCUGUCAUCUAGUUCAUUGCUCUCAGGAUCUGGGAAUGUUGAGAACAUUCAUCAGCUAAGAAUGCUUCAUAAUCGGCUGAUGCAAUGGCGGUAUGCAAAUGUUAGAGCUGCUACUGUGAACUUGAACAUAAAUAAGCAAGUGGAGAACAAUCUGUUAUGGGUGCUGGAUAGUCUUUCAAAGCUUCGACUUUCUGUCGCACAAAGGAGAUUAAAGCUUCAGAAGGAAAAGCUCAAGAUGAAGCUAGACUUUGUACUUCACUCUCAAAUCAAAUUGUUGGAAGCUUGGGGAGACAUGGAAAGGCAGCACUUAUCUUCAGUUUCAAAGACUAAAGAGUGUUUACAUUCUGUUGUUUGCAGAGUUCCCCUCAUUGAAGGUGCAGAGGUUGAUCCACAAUCAGCUUCCAUCGCACUACGACAUGCAUCAGAUCUCUCAGCGUCCAUCAAGUCAGCAUUAUCUUCAUUUUCACCCUCAGCUGAGCAGACUGUUGCACUUCUCUCACAAUUAGCAGAGGUGGUUGCACAAGAGAAACUACUCGUGGAAGAAUGCCUAGAACUUCUUCAGACAGUAUCUGCACUACAGAUACAAGAGAAAAGUUUGAAGUGCUAUAUAAUCCAGUUUAAUUCGAAGCAACAACAACCGCAGCAGCAAGAACAACAAUCACAGCUACAAGAAACCCCUUCUUAGGCAGAAAUACAGGGAAUUGAAGGAGAAAUUUCUGUAGGUGACUAAAAGGGGAGGCUGUGAUUGAAUAGGGCAUGAUAAAAUGUAAUGUAGAUGUGAUUGUAAGCCACUUCAACUAGCUUCAAGCAAAAGUAAAACUGUCAACUUACUGUUUCUUCUUACCUUGACAUCAAAGGUUGAGCUAUUUUUCACCUGCUA
Messenger RNA from Populus trichocarpa (black cottonwood), 1996 nucleotides. Its product is annotated as QWRF motif-containing protein 3. The coding region runs from base 14 to 1801 and encodes 595 amino acids. The transcript has 6 exons. Gene Ontology annotation, molecular function: microtubule binding. Gene Ontology annotation, biological process: centrosome cycle; spindle assembly. NCBI's taxonomy places the organism in Eukaryota, Viridiplantae, Streptophyta, Magnoliopsida, Malpighiales, Salicaceae. The record is from RefSeq and is a predicted model, not a curated record. Gene Ontology annotation, cellular component: cytoplasm; nuclear microtubule; centrosome.